GAGUACGUGGUUGUGAUUUAAGCAGUGUAGUAUUGGAGGAUCACGAAAAGCGUGAUAAUCAGCGAAAAAAUCAGUAACCUUGUGGAAUAGUUGUAAUAGUCGCCAUAUUGUUUGUACGCACGUUGCUGGCUGACUAUCGUCAGUAUAUAGUAAAGUUAUCUUUAUUGUGUCGUGUCGCAACGUAACGAAAAAGAACGACAAGACGAGGGAGCGCCGUGGAGAAAGUAAACUGAUAGUCACCAUUGCUGUCCAAGUGCUCUACACUUAUAUGUGUGGAGACUGAAAGUGGAAGGCAGCGUGUAGGAAAUUACACGUGUUACGAGUGCAAUGUCAAUCCAUCGCGGCGGACCUCCAGGUGCCGUCGCAGUAACAUACAAUUCAAUGGCGCCAUUAUCACCAACGCGAAGGUACAGUAGCAGUAGUACCGGAACAACGACCUCCAGCGGAACAACAACCACUAAAUUUAAUAGUUGUAGAUCAUCAAAGGCACUUGAACACAUGAGUUACAGUGCGGCAGCAACAUCUACCACUUGUUUAUCUGGGGCUAGAAAAAAUUAUUAUUCCCCUGCAAGGUCAGUCUCGUCGUACAGUGAAGGCGGAUCGGUCUCGUCGACAGCCAGCAAGUUGCCGCCAAAGUUUUCAUCAACAUCAACGUCUUCAGCAUCCACAACAACCUCAUCGGUUUCGUCUUCAAACAAUCGUGAUCGUUACAACAAUUUAUCAGCGUCGAAUAAUUUAACCGAUAGUGAAUUUCGGUCAAAAUACUCACCUGACAACUACGUACCGUCGAUAUACCGAAGCAACGGGAGCAACAGUAGCCUCAGUAGCAACAGCAGUACGUUAAAUGGUCACUGCAAGUCAUUUCCAACAUCCUCAUCAACGAGUGGCCUAGCAGAGCUUCACGGUGGCGAUGAACGGGACUCAAUUGGUUACCGUGAGCAUCGUGACCGUUCAUACUCAAACGAAACAACAAAUUCACUAGUCGGUGGGGACAAGUGGGCUGUCAAUAAUCGACACACUAAAAGAAGAAAUAAUCCAACAAACACCCUGUUGACCGGGCAUGAUCAAAUUGACAGCGCUGCGGCGCCAACCGAGGUAACGCACCAUCAGACAUCAUCAUCAUCAUCAUCUUUGGAACAAGAUCACGAUAGCAAUAUUAUUCCGGAUAUCGCGAGAAAUAAUAUCCUUCACCACGGGAAUAACGUCAAUAAUAAAACGGCUAUUGCUGUUGUUGACAAUGACAACAACAACGCCAACAAUAACAAUGACCAUGACCGUCAACAACAAUACAGUGACGAUCAGCAUCAUCGUAUUAUUAACAAUCACAAUGACCGCGACUAUGACGAUAAUUAUUUAAACCAUCACGGUCAUCCGACAUUGGCUGGCUAUACGCAAAGAUCAUAUUCUUCAGUAACAGCAGCAACAACACCUGCUGUUACUACGACAACGACAACAAUAACAACUACAAACACUGCUACAAUUCUUUUACUCUCGUCAUCUCCUUCCUCGUCAUCCCUAUCAUCAUCCACUACCUCCCAUCAAUUAACAAGCCCUGUAGACUCUCCUGCUUCCGAAUCGUACAAUUCCACGACAACUACACCGUUAACUACGCCAAUAGCUUCAAUAGCUAGUGUUACCGAUAAUUAUACUUUUUACAAUACUUUGUCGUCGACGUCAGCCACGUCUGGUGAUGGUGGUGGUAGUGCUGCACCCGCUGAUAAUAGAGCUUGCUCGUGGACUAAAAAAAUACCGCCCACUAAUCCCGAUAACAGUACGGAGCUGGUGACUAACAAUAAUGAUCAGGAAAAUUCAAAUUCCCGUAACAAUCCUGUUUUAAAAGAACCGACUACCGGAGCAGUCUCCACUGUUGGAGAUACUUUGUUAGAGAGCUUGCAUUCUUCUAUACUUAGUACGCAUUUUUAUAGUCUUGAAAGUAGUAAUUCAUCAACAAAUCGGAUGUCUAAUGAUAAUAAUGAUUAUCAACAACAGCAACGCCUAACAAGUAAGAGAGAUGUCACAAAUAACUCUGAUGAUGGGUUCGAUGAAAUACGCUUGGAAUCAAAUGAAUAUACUGAUGAUUUUCCAUUAGAUAAUAAUAAAUAUUUAGAAAACGUUAAGACAAAUAGUAUAAUUGAAAAACCUCAAGAUAAUAAUCCAACCAGACCAGCGUACAGUCAAGUCGCCAGUGGCUUUUGUAAAGUACCAGUAGAUCUUAAUACCAAGGUGACAUCCAGACCUCUAGGUACUCAUAACGAUGAUUCUGGGAAAGCAUCCAACUCAAAAGCACCCUUUGACUGGCAAAAGGAGGAAACUCUCGCUGAUGGCGCACGGUUUAAUCCAUCAUCCUCCUCAGCAGGGAGCAGCAAUUUGAAUCCACCAGUUGGUGUUCAUCAGGGCGUUUCUCGUGGAAUCAACGACCAGAUUGAGGAGAGUUCGAGCUCAAGGCCACCAAGGAGUAGUCGAAUACCUACACGACGAGACGAGAAUUAUGGCCUCAAUGGAUUGAGAAAUAUUGGAAAUACAUGUUUUAUGAAUAGCGUGAUCCAAUGUCUCAGCAACACGAAGCCAUUACUUGAGUACCUGUUAAAUGAACAGUACUUGAAUGAUAUUAAUCAAACGACAUCCAGCAUGAAAGGUGCCUUGAUAAAAGCUUUCGCUCAAGUUAUUAAUGAACUUUGGGAGAGCAGUGGUGAUCACGUAGUUAAUACUUCAUCAUUAAAAAAUCAAAUCCAAAGAUUUGCUCCAAGAUUCAUGGGUUACGCCCAACAGGAUGCUCAAGAGUUCCUUAGAUAUCUGUUGGAAGGAUUACACGAAGAUGUCAACAGAGUUGCUGUUAAACCUCAACCUAUUCUUACAGACAUACCUGAUCACUUUACAGAUAGCCAAAAAGCGACAGAAAGUUGGAAAAGAUACCUACGUAGCGAAGACAGUACUAUCGUCGAUGCGUUUGUAGGACAACUUCGUUCAUCUCUGCAGUGUACGUCCUGCGAUCACAUUUCAGUUACCCUAGAUCCAUUUUGGGAUUUAAGUUUGCCAAUACCUACACGAAGUGGUACAGUUAAACUUAAUCAGUGUCUCGAGCACUUUACAAAGACAGAGAUAAUGGAUGGUGAUGAAAAACCCACGUGUUCCAAGUGCCAGAUGAGAAGAAAGUGUACUAAACGAUUUAGCAUUCAAAAGUUUCCCAAAAUCUUAGUAAUUCAUUUGAAACGAUUUUCACCAACGGAAAGAUUCCGUUCGAAAUUGAGCGUCCUGGUUGAUUUUCCACUGACGGGGUUGGAUCUCAGUGCCUUUGCCGCAACUGGCGUUCAAGGAUGUACGUACAAUCUUUACGGAGUAGCUAAUCACUCGGGUACGCCGUACUCGGGUCAUUACACAGCCUACUGUAAGCAUCCUUACUCCGGUGAAUGGCACGAGUACAACGACAGUAGAGUGUCAUCAGUGUCAGCUAGCUCAGUAAUUUCCAGUGAGGCGUACGUUCUCUUCUACGAGCAGCAGUCACAGUCACAGCAGCAACAGCAGCCUCUUAGUCAUCAUUUGUAACCACACGCCACACUUGUUAGUGUACAGUACCAUCUUGCCUCGUGAGGAUUUUAUAUAAAUAAAAAUGUAAUACCUCAAGUCCAGUGUGUGACAAAUUGACUCGACGCCUUGUUAGUCGGCGAGUGCAGCAACAACUAAAUAAUAAUAUAAAAGCAGCUCGACAUCCGGAAGAAAAUUAAUAUCUAACACUAAGUGUCGGUGUAAUGAUAGAAAAAAAAGAUUUAAAAAGUAUAUAUAUAAUGCGUUAAUGAUGUCGGUUUUAGGUAUGAUAUUUAUUAGCCAAAAUAGGCGGGCAGCUGCAUUUCUUUUUGAUAUAUAUUAUUCAUUUUGUUGCUUGCUUUUUAUAUUAAUUUCUUCAUUUAUUAAUUGACUGUCUUUAAUUACUUAUAAUAUGACUACUAUAUGGUUUUACUAAAAUGAAAGUUUGACUAUUUAUACUAGACUUUAAAAAUUAUACAUUUUUUCUUCUAGAUUUCAAUUUAUUUAUUUUUUAAAAUUACUUGUUUAUACUAUACAUAUAUAUACAAAUAUAUUUCUCUCACAAUCAUUGUCUAUUUAAAAUAUAAAAUUUUAAUAAAUUUAUGAAAAUUACGUGUAUAAAAAUAACCCUUACGACUUAAUAGUAGGAACAAAUUGUAAAAAAUGUAUCCCCAUUUAACGUCAUGUAGGACAAAUUGUAAAAAAAAAAAAAAAAAAAAAAAUAAAAAAAAAAGUUUAUAAGUAAAUUU
Molecule: messenger RNA, 4271 nt
Organism: Cotesia glomerata
Lineage: Eukaryota; Metazoa; Arthropoda; Insecta; Hymenoptera; Braconidae
Product: probable serine/threonine-protein kinase DDB_G0282963
Exons: 8
Coding region: 328-3543 (1071 amino acids)
Biological process (GO): protein deubiquitination
Cellular component (GO): cytoplasm
Molecular function (GO): cysteine-type deubiquitinase activity
Source: RefSeq, a predicted model, not a curated record